GUCCGUGGAUCCUCCGGCGGAUGAAAUGUUCUUCAGAGGUGGAAAGAUUCAUAAGUGACGAUCAUCUGCUGCCGAGUUUCCACCACAUCUUCCUCUGCUGUGAAGGAGAGACGGAAGGAAGAGGAUCCUGCUGCAGAUGGAGACCCGGAGAGCAGGUGUCCAGCAGCUGCUGGUGAUGAAAGAAGAAGAAGAUGCUACUGAGCAGCAGGAGUGCAGCUCCAGUCUGGAUCAGGAGGGACAAGAACCUCCUCUCAUUAAAGAAGAACCAGAAGAAGAAGAUCUAGACAACCAGAUCCUUGUCAUUCCUGUCGAGGUGAAGAGUGAAGAUGAUGGAGCAACCAGCAGCUGGACUCAACACAUGAAGACAGAAGCUGAUGGAGACACCUGUGGAGGAGCAGAAGCAGCCAGUGACUUGGAUACACCUCUCCUCCCUGAGCACCAGAGGUCGCCUUGUUCUGACACUGUUGACAGUGAGGCUUGGAGAGAACCCAUUGACCCUGAAUCUGCUUCAAAUUCAAUGGAGGAUCCAUAUGUUCAUGUCAGUGGGAAGAAAGACGAUGAUCUCAACACACUGAUCUGCUCUGGGUGUGGGAGGAAAUGCUCUUCGAAGUCUGAACUGAUUCGACACAUGAAAUCCUGCAGCGGAUCUUUGAGUUGUUCGGUUUGUGGAAAAUGUUUUGAAAAGAAACGUGAUCUAAAAAUCCACAUGAGACUUCACUCAGGAGAUGCACCUUACAACUGCUCCUACUGUGGUGAGAGGUUUACCCAGCGUGAAACUAAGAAAGAACACAUGAAGCUUCACGCUGGAGAAAAACCUUUCCAGUGCUCUCAGUGUGGUAAAUGCUUCAUGCAUCACUAUUUCCUGAUGCAACACAUGAGAGUUCACACGGGUGAAAAACCUUUCAGUUGCUUGCAGUGUGGUAAAUGCUUUUCACAGAAGGGGAAUCUGAAUACUCACCUGAGACGUCACUCGGGUGUAAAACCCUUCAGCUGCUCUCAGUGUGGUAAAAGUUUUGUUGAGAAAUAUGACCUAAUAGGACAUAUGAUAGUUCACACUGGUGAAAAGCCUUUCACCUGCUCUCAGUGUGGCAGGUCAUUUGCUCGAAAGUGUCACUUGGAGGGACACGAGAGAAUUCAUUCUGUGGAGAAACCCUUUGUUUGCUCACUGUGUGGUAAAUGUUUUAAACUGAAAUCUUACCUGAUGUGUCACAUGAGAGUUCACACUCCCCAAGCUCGCCUUAUCAAAAAAAAGACGAGAGAUCUAGACAAAGUAAAUGAAGACAUCUCUCUCACUCCCAUCAAGAUGACAAGUGAAGAUGAUGAGGCAACUCAUUGCUUGACUGAACAGGUUAAAACUGAAGUGGAUGGUGACUUUUGUGGACGACCAGAACCAGUCAGCACCACUGCCGAACUGCUUGACCCUCACCUCGAGAGGUCGCUUUCUUCCAAGUCUGAUGCUGAGUACAGUGAGGCCUGGAACGAGAACAGUUGCUCUCAGUCAGCUUCAAACUCUGUUAAAAAUCAGAAUGUUUUUGACAGUGAGGAGGAGGAUGGCCGUCACAAAUCAAUGGUCUGUUCUAGAUGUGGGAAGAAAUGUUUGUCUAAGUCUGAACUGAACCGACACAACAAAUCCUGCACUGGACCUAUCAUUUGUUCAGUUUGUGGAAAAUGUUUUGAAAAGACAUGUCAUCUGAGCAAUCACAUGAGACUUCACACAGGAGAAACACCUUACAAACGCUCUCAGUUUCGUCAGAGUUUUGCAGAGGGUGAAAUGUUAAGAGUGAACAAGAAAAUACCUUUCAUAUGUUCUCAGUGUGGAAGAUCUUUUGCUCAGAAAUGUGACCUGCAGGGACACAUGAGACUUCACACAGGAGAAAAACCUUUCAAAUGCUCUCAAUGUGGUAAGUGCUUCAAGCACCGUACUACACUUACAACUCACAUGAGAAUUCAUACUGGCGAAAAACCUUACCAGUGUCCCCAGUGUGGCAAGUCUUUUGCACAGCGUGGGAAUUUUAAGUCACACUUGAACGUUCACAUGGGUGAAAAACCGUUCAGCUGCUCUCAGUGUGGCAAAUGUUUUCAUCAGAGUUCUGCCCUGAAAGACCACAUCAGAGUUCACACUGGUGAAAAACCGUUCAGCUGCUCUCAGUGUGACAAACGGUUUCGUCAGAGUUCUGCCCUGAAAGACCACAUCAGAAUUCACACUGGUGAAAAACCUUUCAGCUGUCCUCAGUGUGAUAAACAGUUUCGAAUGAAAAGUAGCCUGAGCGUCCACCUGAUGCAUCAUUCUGGUGAAAAACCGUUCAUCUGCCCUCAGUGUGGCCGUUCUUUUGUCCGGAAAUGUCACCUAGACGGGCACAUGCUUCGAGUGCAUACUGGAGAAAAACCUUUUGUUUGCUCUCAUUGUAGUAAAUGUUUCAAACUGAAACAGUACCUGAAGAAACACAUGAGAGUUCACUCUGGUGACCAGCCUUGCCCUGAGUGACCACGUGUGUAUUUGACAGUAGUCAUAUGGAGAGUACUGAUUACUUGUUUUGUCCAAUUAUGGAAGAGAACUUUUGACAUUGAGGCGUCAUUCGUCCUCUGGUCAGUGUUUGUACAUAUGAGAUGAGUCUCCUCACUGUUGAUAAUAAUGACAGACACAGUUGUGCAGAUGUGUGUAUCAUUCAUCACAUGGUAUAUUGAGCAGUUUUCUCUCUGUCUGUCUGAAAAUGUUUUUCAUUGAGUUUAGCUACGCAAAGAUAAUUGUUGGGGGUAAAGUCUUGAUAUUUUGUAUGAAUUAUUUAUUUAAAUGAAGGAAAAAUCGCCACAAUGGAAAUCUGUGUUUUGGAACAUUU
Molecule: messenger RNA, 2837 nt
Organism: Synchiropus splendidus (mandarinfish)
Lineage: Eukaryota; Metazoa; Chordata; Actinopteri; Syngnathiformes; Callionymidae
Product: zinc finger protein 569-like
Exons: 2
Coding region: 137-2485 (782 amino acids)
Biological process (GO): regulation of transcription by RNA polymerase II
Cellular component (GO): nucleus
Molecular function (GO): RNA polymerase II cis-regulatory region sequence-specific DNA binding; DNA-binding transcription factor activity, RNA polymerase II-specific
Source: RefSeq, a predicted model, not a curated record